AUGCUUCAGUCUAUGCCACGUCGGAUGUCCUAUUGCUUUUGUUUUAUUCCAGGGGCCAUACUUCUCUCUGCUGAGAACAUUGCCCAAAUAGGCCGUCGCUCGUUAGGCAUCGACUAUGGCUUCCGGCGGGUCGGAGUAGCGGUUUCGGUGGGCUUUGCGCCACGGCCACUCGGAUGUUUACCGAAUGCGCACCGAGUAGCCACUGGACCUCAAAAUAAGGUGAAAAUAGAGGGCAAUAGAAAUCGUGGUCAAGGUAGGAAAUCCACGGUGCCUGACCGACUCAUUGAAGACGUGCUGGACCUGGCGCUGCAAGAAGCCGUCGAUCAGAUUGUCGUUGGACUACCUCUUCAUAGUGAUGGCCUCGAAAGUGAUCAGAGUCGAGAGACAAGGGUUUUUGCGGAGAAACUGGCAAAGGCAACUGUGCUCCCUGUGUACUUGUGGGACGAGUGCUUCUCCACACAAGAGGCGCGAGCCGUUCUCGAGGCGAACGCUAUCCGCUCUCGCAGACGCAUCGAACGACAAAUUGAUGCGGAAUCUGCCUGCGUUAUUCUGAGGGAGUUCUACGAGUAUCGGGGAGCCUGCGCUGAGCUCGUACCUGGCUCGACACGGAAGACGAACCGCGUCCGGGGCUACGGGAAAGGGACUCUGGGCGAAGCGCCAGCCUCCUGA
This is a messenger RNA of Cyanidioschyzon merolae strain 10D, 669 nucleotides long. RefSeq lists its product as hypothetical. The coding region runs from base 1 to 669 and encodes 222 amino acids. The transcript has a single exon. Gene Ontology annotation, biological process: rRNA 5'-end processing. The record is from RefSeq and is a predicted model, not a curated record. Lineage: Eukaryota; Rhodophyta; Bangiophyceae; Cyanidiales; Cyanidiaceae.